GAUUUUUACAGAAUCGUAUGACUCUACAAAAGAAAAAUAUACCAUCAACGAUCCUUGGUUUGAUAUGGAAACAUCUUUCACUUCUACAGGACAAGGAACAAAGACACCAGUUGUCAGCUGUGUUGAAAAUAAACAAAGAACAGAGGUGACACCAUCUUCUAAUAACGAUAAAGAAGAAAAAUCAAAGAAUGAUAACAAUAAAUCUGUGAGAAAAAGUCUUCCAGAAAAUCUAAUGGUAGCUUUGCAUCGAGAAAUUGAAGUGGCUUUGAAUCAACGAAACCAGGGAAAUCAUUCAUCCCAAAAUCUUUCGCACAAUCCUGAAGGUGCUCAUGUAGGUUGCAGCAAAGAUCAGCCUGAGGUCAUUGAUAUCGUAUCUUCCCAGACAGAGUCAACAGUGCAAAAACCUUUAGAGAUAGUCGAGCCAAUCGAACCAUCAUCAGAUAGUGAAAAUAAUAAGACUACCUUGUCUUUAAGACCUUUAGAAGAGAUGUUGGAAAAAACUUUAGUUGUCCAGAAAAAGGAAAAUAUGGCUGACGAAAUUUCAGAUAUCAUAGCUCAAAAAGCUCUUGAUGAAUUUUUAGCUAGUGACAUGCAGAAGCCAAUGGACUCUAUACAAACUGAGUUUAUGAUGGACAUUUCAUUAGAUACUGUAGAACCAAAUCAAGAACCAGAACCGAAUUUACCUAAUCGAAAUAUUACCCUUUCUUUGAGACCAAUAGGUGAAUUGCUUGAACCAAGAUCUAGUAUAGACAUAAAUCAGGAUUCAAAUAUUAGUUUAAACAGAGCAGAGAGUAAGAGUAAAGAGGUUCAAAGUCUCAAACUAAUGAAGAGUAAAGUAAAAAAAUCAAAAGUCAAGAAGGCUGGGGAAAAGCCAAGAAAAAAGUCAACUAGUAAGAGUCCAAGAAAACACAAAAGUGAUUCGAGAAAACCUAAAUCACCAUCCAAAACCAAAUCCACCCCUUCUUCUACUGCUAUUAUGAACUUAAUGCCUAAUCCUUCGAAUGCUUAUAUUUUUGGAAACUUGAAUAAUAAUAUGCAGCAUUCUUCUGUUGAAAGUUUUGAAAAUCAAACAAAGAAGAAUCCUAAAACCAUCAUUAAAAAGCCACCGAAGACUAAAAAAAGUGGUGUUGUUAAGAAACGCACACCUAAAAAAGUGAAGACAGUAACGUCUAAACGCACACCUAAAAAAGAAAAGCCAGCAACUUCUAAAUGCACACCACAAAAAGAAAGAGUGGAAAACCAAAAUACAACUCCACGUAAACAAUCUAAGAAAUUAGGUUGUAUAAAAACGUUUGCCAUAUUAUUCAGACAAGAGCAGUUAGCUCGCUUAGAUGGACGUACUUCAAACAUGAAUAGAAAUAGUUCUAUGCCAGAAAUUACCAAUAAUUCUCAUGCGUCCGUGACUAACAUUGCUAGCACUAGGCAAGACUCCCCACUUACUGAUGAAAUAAAUCAAGUGGAAAACCAAAAUACAACUCCACGUAAACAAUCAAUUAGAUCUGGUAGAUUAGAUGAGUUAGCUAGACUAGAGCAGUCGGCUAGAUUAGAUGGAUGUAACAGUGCUUCUUAUAUGCCGGAAGCGGUAUCAGAUCAACAAACGAGUAGAAUGAAAGAUAAUUUCUUUUAUUUGAAUUUCACAACCUCGAAGCAGUCUAAUUCACGUUCGAUGCUUAAUGAAUAUGACAAUCAAUCUUUGCCUGGAACCAGUGGAACUACUCAAUGUUUGCCUGGAACAAGUGGGACUUCUCAAUUUUUGCCUGGAACAAGUGGGACUUCUCAAUUUCUGCCUGGAACAAGUGGAACUACUAACACUGCUAAGACCUUGACUAAAUCACCCUUGAAAUGUCUACAGUCUAUUAAACCUUCAGCAAAGAAAUUAGUCUGUGAAAAGUGCACUGAUAAUAUAAAGGACAAAAGUUCACACACUUGCAGAUUUAUUAGAAAAAUGAAAUGUCCAUUUUGUGAUUUCAUUACGUCCACUUGGAGUGGGAUUAAUGCCCAUCGAGUGAAAUACCACAUUCAGGAAAUCUUCAUACCAAAAGCUAAAACCUUGGAAAACACUGAAGAGUCAACAGGAAAGAACCUUUUGCCGGAUAACCAAUUUUUGCAGUGCAUUGCUUGCAAAUUAGAACUACAAUCACUUGAAACUAUGAAGAACCAUGUUGCACGGGAUUGUCCUAAGAGCUUAAUUCAUUUUGACAAUCUUCAAAACCAGGAUGAGAAUUUUAAGACACCAGCCAAACUAAAUAAACAAAGCUUGAUGAGUCAGCGCCUAAAGCAAGGAAGAUUUCCUCCAUUUGGCUUCUUUCCGCUUGGCACUAGAAGUCCUAACAAGAUUGUCAGUUUAAAAGACCACUUCCGAAAACGACCAAUCGACCACGAGAACCAGGGCAACAAGCGUCAGAACCAACAGAAAAACAUUCCUCAGCUUGGUUCCAAGAAGUCCGAGUCCCAGAAGCGUGUUAGUACCUCCUCAAACCUUGACGUUAACUCCCAGUGUUAUAAUCCCAGCACUUCUAAUCCAAAUUACAACAUUCAAAAUCACCAGAAAGAGCCAAAUGCCAACCUACCAAAAGAGCAAAUCUCCAAAAGUCUGAAUGAACAAAAAAAGGAAACAGGAAAUUUGCAACCUUUUAUUUGCUAUGUUAAACCGACAAGUAGUUGUACUUUUCAGACUACAAGUGUCAAAGAUUAUGCCCAACAUGUAAUAGAUUUCCACCCAGAUGUUCUAAGAAACAAGUCUGAUUUACAUCUGUUGUAACAAGUAUGAAUGCAGGCUUUAACUAUAACAUGCCAAAUUUGGCCUUCCUGGAUGAUUUUGACAUUCUCUUAACCAAUAGUAAAUCAAGUUUUUCAAUAGCAACUCAAGAAAGUGCCUUAACGAUUGAUAGAUGUCAAAUUGACUAACUGAGACUUGUACUCAAUGUAAAGUUUAAAGUUAAUAGUUCUUGAAUUCAUCCUGACUUUAUUUGUUACCUUGUGAUAUGUGAAAAGUCAAUAGAACAGGUGUAGUAUUAAUCAAUUUCAAAUAGUUUUGAUGGUUUAUAUAUUUUAGUAUGUUAUACUAGAAAUAACAUUGUAGAGUCUAGAGUAGUCAGCAUAAAAAAAGGAAAAAAACUAACAAAAGCUAACAAACGCUCAAUACAGGAUAAUUGGCUAGCUUUAUUAUACAUUAUUUUAUAUGAUGUCAGUAAUUUACUAUAUAUAUGUAUAUAUUAUAGGUAUUUACAGUAACUAGCAAUUACUGUUAUACAAUCCAUAAUGAGAUUAUGGAUUAUAUGUCUCAACAAUGGGAAAUAUAUUUUCUUUCACUCACUAGAUAGAUAUGAAUCAUUAUGUAACAAAUUUCCCGAUAGGAAGUAGCUUAAUGUAGUAAUUUCUUUUUGAUAAAAUCCAUUCAGGCGAUCUUUAAUUUUUUACUCGAGGACUAAAAAAGUUAACAUUGUAAAAGAAUUAUGGAAGAUAUAUUUUCAUGUGUUAUAGAAGCCCUAAGAUUGAUAACAAAAUCUGCUAGAUUAGAAAAUAGUAAACUGUUUUUUAUUGUAAUAUUAGAAUGUGAGAGAGUAUAAAUAAUAUUGUUAUACAACAUUUUGACUUUUAAAUAUUCGUUAUAUGAGUGAUUUUGGAUUAAAAAAACCACCAAUUAUCUAUAUAUUAAUCAUAAAAUACAGUCGGCGUAAUUUUAUAUGUCUUGAGGAAAAGAUUUGCAAGUUCCUGUAUUGUUGUGAUAAAUAAAAUUGUUACUAAUUACUAAUUAUGUAGUAUAGUUAAGCUUGUUUGUAUCUUCUUUUGGUACUAUUACCUUUUGCUACAUUUGUACUACUAUUAUUUGUUGUAUUUUUAUGAAA
Macrosteles quadrilineatus (aster leafhopper) is the source of this 3848-nucleotide messenger RNA. RefSeq lists its product as uncharacterized. NCBI's taxonomy places the organism in Eukaryota, Metazoa, Arthropoda, Insecta, Hemiptera, Cicadellidae. Bases 65 to 2761 code for a protein of 898 amino acids. The transcript is spliced from 2 exons. The record is from RefSeq and is a predicted model, not a curated record.